CAAAAUAAUUUUAAUCAAAAAUAUGUUUUAAAUAAAAAAGCAACACAAUAAUGAUUUGGAUCGAAAAUAUAAAGAAAUUAUUAGUAUAGUAAAUCUAUUGGGUAUGAAUAAAGUGCCGUUAUCACAAUGCCAAUAGGAAAAAAGAAAUAUGUAAAAAGGAAGAAAAAAAUAACGAAAUCAAAAUCUGUUCCUAAAGAGGCUACAAAACUAUUGGCAAUUGAAAAUUCUGCCAUUGCUUCAGGACCGGGGCUAGUUAAAAAAUUCUAUGACAAAGUUGGUGUCAAACGAAUUUAUACUCCAUUUCAUACGUUUGGGUAUAGCCAGAUAAAACGAAUGGAGAAAAAUCAAAUAAAUUCUCACGCAGGGCUUUCUCCAAAGGAGAAAAGUUACGUUAUAUGCACAUGUGAAGCAAAAUCUACGAAGUAUGUAAGUCUGAAAACAAAAGCAGCUGAAGCAAUACGAGAAGCUAAAAUAUUUUCCAUCCAAGGGAACUGUAGUCCCGUUCGAAAAGCUCUUCUUGAUCGUGGAUGGCUCGAGAAGUUGCCUCCAAAUCGAAUGAAUCUAACAAAAUUACGACGUGGUACAUUUUCCAAUAAAACGGAUGUGCAAAGUGAGCUAGAACGGUUGCUUCUUUCAAAUUUUGUUGAAAAAUGCAGUCCCAAUUUUGUUUGGCGCACUCGUGAUGAUCGAAGAGACACAACAAUAGACAUGACUAAAGAUUACAAUACUAUUAUCAAUAAAUUAGAAAUUGAUGCUAUGUGGACUUCUAAACAAGGGUUAUGCUCUUCAAUGAAAAGAAAUUACUGGUUCUAUAUUGAAGAUAUUGCAGAAGUAAAUGGUCCGCGAUCGUAUAAUAUACCUGAGCCUGGCGAAAUAGAGGGGUUUAUAAAAGAUUACAAAAUUACUGCCUGCACUAGUUUAUUGAAGUGGUUACUUUCAAUGGUAGCGAAUAACAGACCAGUAUUUGUUGAUGAUGGCGAAAUUUCUAUGAAUGUCAUCGUAUUUGCUUUAAAAAGAUGCAAAGAGUAUUUGCUACGUAAACAGCAUAAAGACAUUGAUCGGGAGAUAAACAUAAUAACUAACGAACAGUGGAAUUCAUUUUUGAAAAAAUACUAUUGUAUAAUUGCUAAAGACGAAAUAUUUCGAAAAGAUAAGUAUGAUAAGUUACCGUUGUAUUUAUGCUAUGCUAAAUUUUUAUUAAAAGAAAUUCAUAGAUAUAGACCACAAUUAAGUUGUGAAGGAUGUCAUAAUAUUUGGAUAAUAAAACCUGCACAUUGUUCGAGAGGGAGAGGCAUACGAAUGGCAUCAAAAUUAGGUGUUAUCACUGAUUUGUUGAAUAAAGCAAGUGCAAAACAUGUUAUUCAAAAAUAUAUUGAAGAACCACUUUUAAUCCAUGAUACUAAAUUUGAUAUCAGACAAUAUUACUUGGUCACCAGUACAUAUCCUUUAGUUGUUUGGAUGUACAAGGACUGUUAUUUAAAAUUUAGUUCACAAAAGUAUAGUCUGAAAAAUUACCAUGAAUCAAUCCAUUUGACGAAUAAUGCUGUACAAAGAAAGUAUACAAAUUGUGAAGGAAGACACUCUGAACUUCCAUCGAAUAAUAUGUGGGAUUUAGACAAAUACAAAAAUUAUUUGGAUAACAUCGGAAAGGAUAAAGUUUGGGAUAACAUUAUUUACCCAGGAAUGAAAAAAUCAAUUAUUGGAAUAAUGCUUAGUUGCCAAGACACCUUGUCCGUUUGCAAAAAUCGAUUUGAAUUAUAUGGAUGUGAUUUUAUUUUGGACAAGGAAUACAAACCGUGGUUGAUAGAAAUAAAUUCAUGUCCCGAUCUCAAUAGUACGACUCUAGUAACUGGAAAAAUUUGUCCAGCUGUUGUAUCCGAUAUAAUAAAAGUUGUUAUCGAUUAUGCACAUAAUCAUAAAGCUUCGACCGGAAAAUUCGAAUGUAUUUAUCGACAACCUAUGACACUACCGAAAUAUGGCAAUGCAGCGGAUAUGACCGUACAAGGUCAUUCAUUACCCUAUGACUAUUUCUAUAGAGGCAAUAUAGAAAUAAAAGAAUCUUAUGAUGACAUUGAAAUGGAGACAGAGUAUAAUAUUCGCGCCGUCCUAAACAAACUUAAGCGUUUACAUGGAACAGACACAGUAAUGAAAAAACCUAUCGAAGACACUAAUUAUGGUAAUUCAAAGGAAAGUAAUGACUCUCGCACUCAGAGUACUCUGUCCGAAAAUGAAAUGAGUCCUAGUCCGGAAAGGCAAAGCGAUAGAUCUGGAGAUAUUCUUGUAACUGAAGAUGUUAAUUCUGACAAAAGUUUGUCUUCAAAAAAUAUUCCGGUAAUAGACUGUUCAGUUUCUCACUCUAGCUCCAAUCAUUCCAAACGAAUACAGAACGUUUGUAGUGUUACGGAUCUCAAUACAUUUCUUAACCGCUAUAAGAACACGGAAAUAAAGCAAUCAUUCAGUUUCAGUAAACUAGAUGAUGGACCGCUUGGAAAAGCGAGUUUUAAUGAUAUUUUUUCAGAGAAAAAGAAAAAAAUGGAUUCGGCACUAUCAUUAUAUGACAAGAAAAGUAAUCAUUUAAAUAUUACCUCACUUAUACCAAACGGAGAAUUAUUGUUAGCUAAUUGUCAUAAAAAUGAUAGUAUGUUUAUGGCGGCAUCAAAAAUAAUAACAUUUAUUAAGGAAAAAGAAAAAGAGUAUGAAGCAGAAUAAUACAUAAAUAAUUUCUUUUUUCCAAACCAAUGCUAAAUAUUAUU
Molecule: messenger RNA, 2753 nt
Organism: Colias croceus (clouded yellow)
Lineage: Eukaryota; Metazoa; Arthropoda; Insecta; Lepidoptera; Pieridae
Product: tubulin glycylase 3A-like
Exons: 6
Coding region: 127-2709 (860 amino acids)
Biological process (GO): protein polyglycylation; cilium movement; cilium assembly
Cellular component (GO): cilium
Molecular function (GO): protein-glycine ligase activity, initiating
Source: RefSeq, a predicted model, not a curated record